Molecule: messenger RNA, 1836 nt
Organism: Brassica oleracea var. oleracea
Lineage: Eukaryota; Viridiplantae; Streptophyta; Magnoliopsida; Brassicales; Brassicaceae
Product: probably inactive leucine-rich repeat receptor-like protein kinase IMK2
Exons: 1
Coding region: 432-1619 (395 amino acids)
Molecular function (GO): protein binding
Source: RefSeq, a predicted model, not a curated record
CCCAGAUGAAAACGCCUUUUUCAUGUAUUCACUGACACAACCCAAAUGUUUAACCUUUCUCUUAAUUUAGCAUUAUUUUUUUUUGUUUUCUUGUCAGAUUUUUAUUAGUUUCAAUAUCGUCUUCCAUCACAAGCCAACAAAGAAAGAAAAAAAGCAGAGAGAAAACGAGUAAAGAGGAAGAAGAAGACGGAGAAUAUUCAUUUCACCUCUUGUUUUUGGCUUCCUUCUCAAGCCAUAAUCUUUCUCUUCUUUUGAUAAUCUCCCCCCCUAUUAAAGCUCCCACGAGAACACCUCCCACAACUUCUUCACUUGCCUUCUCACGAGAAAGCAGAAAAUAAAACCCACUUUACAGAUUGUCUCUCUACUUCUAUUGUAUAUAUAAUAUUAACAGUCUCUGUUUCUUGAAGCUCUCACUUACAAGAACAAGAACGAUGAGAUUCUCUCAGUUGAUUUGGUGUUUGAUGCUUCUCCUUCAGCUCAGCUUCUUCGCGGAUGCGAUGCUCGACCCUGUUGACUUCUUGUCUCUUCAAGCCAUUCGUAAAUCUCUCCACGACUUGCCCGGCUCCAAUUUCUUCCACUCGUGGGACUUCACCUCUGACCCCUGCGGCUUCGCUGGCGUCUACUGCGACGGCGACAAAGUGAUCUCUCUCAACCUCGGCGAUCCCAGAGCCGGUUCACCCGGUUUAUCCGGUAGAAUCAACCCAGCUAUCGGCAAACUCUCUGCUCUCACGGAGCUCUCCAUCGUCCCCGGUCGUAUCAUGGGAGCUCUACCAGCUACAAUCUCUCAGCUAAAAGACCUCCGUUUCCUCGCAAUCAGCCGGAAUUACAUCUCCGGCGAGAUUCCAGCGAGUCUCGGCGAGGUUCGCCGUCUCAGAACGCUCGAUUUGAGCUACAAUCAGCUCACGGGAACUAUCUCUCCGUCGAUCGGAUCCUUACCGGAGCUCUCCAAUUUGAUUCUCUGCCACAAUCACUUAACCGGAUCACUCCCUCCGUUUCUCUCGCAAUCGCUAACCCGAAUCGAUCUCAAACGCAACAGCCUCACCGGUUCGAUCUCUCCCGCGUCUCUCCCUUCUUCUCUGAAGUAUCUAUCACUCGCUUGGAAUCAACUAACCGGACCGGUUGACAGAGUUUUAAUCCGGUUAAACCAGCUUAACUACCUCGAUCUCAGUUUAAACCGGUUAACCGGUACAAUCCCCGGUCGAGUCUUCGCCUUCCCGAUCACGAACCUCCAACUACAACGCAACUUCUUCUACGGUUCGAUUCAGCCGGCGAAUCAAGUGACGAUCCCAACCGUCGAUCUCAGCUACAACCGAUUCUCCGGCGGGAUAUCUCCGCUUCUCUCAAGCGUCGAGAAUCUCUACUUAAACAGCAAUCGGUUCACGGGAGAAGUACCGGCGAGCUUCGUCGAUAGGCUGCUAUCGGCGAGCAUUCAGACGCUGUAUCUGCAGCAUAACUUCUUGACGGGGAUACAGAUUAGUCCGACGGCGGAGAUCCCUGUGAGCAGCUCGCUGUGUCUGCAGUAUAACUGCAUGGUUCCUCCGUUGCAGACGCCGUGUCCGCUUAAGGCCGGCCCACAGAAGACUAGGCCCACUACGCAAUGCAACGAAUGGCGCGGAUAAUUUCGUCAUUACGCUUUCUGAUGAUGAUAAUGUUAUAUUAUAUGGUUUUUCGCUUCAAUUUUUUUUUUUGUUAUAGAUUUUGCUUUUUGGGGGGCACAGAGCCUCAAUGUGUUGAAAAGAAAAAAGGAGAAAAAGAGAAACGAUUCGUUUAUUGGUUAAGGUGAUAGUUUCAAUGUGUAAAACUAUCUUUCGAAUAAAGAUUAUAGUUAUGUGACGA